Messenger RNA from Rotaria sordida, 714 nucleotides. The record is from the annotation of a GenBank genome assembly. NCBI's taxonomy places the organism in Eukaryota, Metazoa, Rotifera, Eurotatoria, Philodinida, Philodinidae.
AUGUCUAUUGUUCCUUUUUUAAUUGGUGUUGCUGGUGGUCCAUGUUCAGGUAAAUCAACAGUAUGUCAAAAAAUAGUUGAAGAUCUUCAAUCAACUGCUGGUGCUGAUCAAGCAAGUCUUGUUACUGUUAUACCAAUGGAAAAUUUUUAUAAACCUAAAACAAUUGAACAACGUGAAAUGGCUAUACGAGGAAAUUAUAAUCUUGAUCAUCCUGAUGCUUUUGAUGAAAAACUUUUAUUUCAAACUUUACAAGAUUUACUUAAUGGUAAAACUGUCCAAAUUGCUCGUUAUAAUACAGGAAAAUAUGAACAUGUAGAAGGAAUUAUGGAUACAAUUGCACCGGUGCCAGUUAUUAUAAUUGAAGGAAUUUUAAUUUUUUAUUUUCCAGAAAUUCGAAAUUUAUUUCAAAUGAAAUUAUUUGUUGAUACUGAUGCUGAUACUCGUUUAGCACGUCGUGUAUUACGUGAUAUGAAACAACAUGGUAGAAAUUUAGAAUAUGUUUUAGCUGGUUAUAAAAAUUAUGUUAAACCAUCAUUUGAAGAUUUUUGUUUACCAACAAAAAAAUAUGCCGAUGUUAUUAUACCACGUGGUGCUGAUAAUCAUGUUGCUGUUGAUCUUAUUGUUCAACAUAUGCGAGAUUUUCUUAAAUAUAAACCAAGAAAAAGUGAUAGUCAACCACCAGCUGAACAUACAGCACGAGCAAGACCACAUUAA